Molecule: messenger RNA, 1120 nt
Organism: Nelumbo nucifera (sacred lotus)
Lineage: Eukaryota; Viridiplantae; Streptophyta; Magnoliopsida; Proteales; Nelumbonaceae
Biological process (GO): protein localization to Golgi apparatus; intracellular protein transport; Golgi to plasma membrane protein transport
Cellular component (GO): Golgi apparatus
Molecular function (GO): GTP binding; GTPase activity
Source: RefSeq, a predicted model, not a curated record
GUGAAGAAGGAGCCAGGGUGGAGUCGUGGAGUGCGGAAAGAGAAACAGGGGCAAAGUGUUUUUUUUUUUCAUUUUUCAUUUUUUAUUUUCAUCGGCUUCUUAUAUUUGAAAAUUUUGCAGUCCAGAAACAAGCAUGAGAUCCCUAAAAUCCUGCCAAGUUUUCUUCAACCCAUUGUUCUUUUUGAGGAUUUCCAACUGAUGAGCACUAGCAGAAUUUGUCAUUGUGAAGUCCUUGUAUGUUAACCUCGAAGAUCUCAGUGGAACAGAUAAUAAAGAGAAAAACAAGGACGGGAAAGACAUGUUUUCAUUAUUCUAUGGACUCUGGAAUUAUAUCUUUAGCAAGACAGAGUUUCAUGUUCUUAUUCUUGGGAUCGACAAGACUGGAAAAACUACUUUGCUAGAGAAGUUAAAGACAUUGUAUUCAAACUUGGAAGGACUUCCUCCUGAUCGUAUAGUUCCAACUGUUGGCCUCAAUAUAGGCCGUAUUGAAGCAUCAAAUACAAAACUUGUCUUCUGGGACCUGGGAGGUCAAAGUGGUCUACGAACAAUUUGGGAGAAAUAUUAUGAAGAGGCGCAUGCUAUAAUUUAUGUCAUUGAUGCUGCUUGCCCUUCACGUUUUGAAGAUUCAAAAUCCACAUUGGAAAAAGUACUACGGCAUAGAGAUCUACAAGGGGCCCCAAUUUUGAUACUAGCAAACAAGCAGGAUAUUGCCAAUGCUGUGUCAGCAGAAGAACUUAAAAGGUAUUUGGAUCUAAAGGAGUUGGAUGAAAGGCCUUACAUGUUUGAAGCAGUUUCUGCAUAUGAUGGGACAGGGAUUCAGGAAGGCGUAGACUGGCUAGUGGAAGUUAUGGAGAGAAGUAAGAGAACAGAAAUGUUAAGAGUUCGUGCAGGUGUGACUGGGCCUGUUUCUAUUUAGGAUUGGUUGAUUAAAGCCUCAAAAAGUUCUUAUAAGCAAGAUUGGUCUGCUGCUUCUAAUUAGUGAAUCAAAUGGAUAUAAUUGCAAAGAGAUGACAAAAGGAUUGGUGUAACAAAUUCAUGCCAUAUAUGUCAGAAUACAAACAUCUUUCAACAAGUGGCUAUUUAAUGCCACAUUCGAUUAAAGCAUGAUUUUACUUUUUAA